AGGAGGGCAGUGUUCAAGAUAUGAUUGAGAAUGCGUUUGGACGUUACUAUCUUCCUGAACUUGAUGUCUUACACUUGUUUAAAUCGUUAUGUGAAGCAGUUCUGGCAUUUCAUGAAUGCGACCCACCUUUAGCGCACAGAGACAUCAAGGUGAACUACUCUUCGUCCUACCAUAAAUCAUGCAAUAGGGUUUUGGACAUAUAUGUAUACAACCAAUGUUGAUUUAAUGAGAUUAUGAUAAAUUGCUUCAGGUAAAAUUUCAGACUGUAAUUUUACCAUGCAGCAGCCUGGUUGUCCUUAUCAACACGAGGAAAGUUUGGUUAUAAAGAUAUUACACCUCAUUAUAAUCUGUUGCACAUUUGUCUAUUUCUAGCCUCAUAACCUGUUAGUAUUGUCGAAGACCUCCGUUAUUUUAAUGGAUCUUGGUAGCGUUGAUAGGGCAGAGCAUGUCAUUACCUCAAGGUUUGUAGUUAUCCUUAUUAUCAACUGAUAUAGGCCUACAAUAUGUCACCGCCUUCGAGAUGUGUAAAUAAAUACAUAUCAAUUUCGCACUUUAAAUGUUUUCUAAAAAUGGGGUCUAGGGCACCCAAUUAAAAUCAAUGGUAUGGAUAAGGUUGAGUGGUUGAAAUGGAAAGUAUGUAAAGAUUGUGCUGUAAUUCCCACCUUAAAGAUAAAAAGUUCAUGUUUAUAUACAGUAGAUACUGCAUGUAAUUGUGGCCAAUGUCUUUCUUCAGACAUGAAGCUCUUGCUCUUCAAGAUAAAUGUGCACAGGAAUGUACUGCUGCUUACCGGUGAGUUACUGCAAAAGUGUAUGGUGUAAAGUAUAUCACUGACUGUCAUAAUUGGCAAUGAUUAUAAGCAUUCUCAUGUACUGUAUAUCUUGAAAUAACACGGAUAUCAGAGAAUCUAUGGCGGCGGUGGAUGGCUCCAUCCCAGCACCUGCAUGCCCUAGCUCGUUAAUCGUUCAAGUUUUGGUAACCAUGAGUUGGCGGCAAGGUCAAGUGUGCCAACUGAAGAAUUGUGUGAAGAUUGCAUGAGAGAAGACCACCUCAUGCAUAUCACCUAAUUGUAUUUGGGUUUAUCAGUACUUAGUUAAUUUGCUCUAUCAACGCUAUUAGAAAAUAUGUGCAAUAUCGGACUUACAUGUAUUGGUGUUAGACCAGCCUUGGUUAAAUGGUUCCCCACGUUUUUGAAAGAAAGAUCUCAUUUUACAAAGUUUGGCGAUGAAGAGUCGGAAUUUGAGUAUAUAAAUGGAAGUGUGCCGCAAGGAAGUAAAAUAGAUCAGUUGCCUUUGUCGUACAUAUUAAUAAUCUCCAGGAAGCAAUAAAAGAGGCCUUAAAAUUACGGUUGUCAUGUGAAAGGGAAAAUGAAGAUUACGUUGUAAUCGAUGAUUUAAUACUUUUUAUGGAUGAUAGCACAACGUUCGAGGUCAUAGAUGUUCACACACAUAUCUCUGACACAAAUAUAGGUUAUACUCAAGAAAAGAUCGAUGCAGUGAAAGUUAUAUGCUGAAAAUGAAAGAAUGCAACUAAAUUUGAAAAAGUGUAAAGAAAUGAUAAUAGAUUUUCGUAGACAAAAAUGGCUAUUCACUAUUUAAAGAAACUACUCUUGAAAGAGUCACAUGCUCUAAGCUACUUAAUUGGCUUAUGGGUCGAUGAUAAAUUGAAAUGGAACACAAAUACAGAGCACACUGUUAAGAAAGCUGCAUGCUAAACGAUUAUAUUUGCUAAAAGUUCUUAAAAGCUACAGUAUGGGGCACCAGAAAAGGACUUAAUUUAAAGGCGUUUUGUUUUAUACAUCUGUAAUUAGAUCAGUACUUGAAUAUGGAGCACAAGUUUGGCAUGGCAGUCUAACUUGUGAACAAUGUCAAUAUAUUAAGAGGAUCCAAAGGAGAGCGCUUAGAAUAAUUUACCCCGAAAUGACUUACGACGAAGCAUUAUUUCGGUGUGGCAUUAAAACCUUAGAGAAUCGUAGAGAAAUUAUAUUUACAAAUCUGGUUAAGGACAUGAUAGAUCCUAUACAUAAAUUACAUGACCUGUUACCUUAUACGGUCAACUGAAUAAGGGGAAGAGAGACAAGGUUAAAUGUUGAUAAGAUAUAAUAUAUAUUAAUUUUAAAUGUAGGACGGAAAGGUUUAAAGGUAUCCAUAGAUAUUUUUGCCAUAGAUAAAUAUAAUUUGUCAAUGGAUCGAUCUUAUACUUUUAUGCCCUUUUAAAGGGCACAGUUCUCAGUUGUAGAUUAAUUUAUACCACUGACACUGUAUUUGAUUGUUGUAAAUAUAAAGUAGUUCGCUAUAGUUGUAUUAUAAAUUCACCUGUAAUAUAAACUUUUUGUAUUCUAAUAGUAUAUAUAAUUGUUAAUGCACAUUGCAAUUUAGCUUUCAGCUAUACUUAUUGUGAAACGUUUCAAUAAUAAUAAUAAUAAUAUUAAACUCGUUAGCUGGGUAGUGGAUUAGAAAACAAUUGAUAAACAAAGCCGGAUCUUGUCUAAAAGUAUACACGAGUAACAACGAAUGACCACGAGUGAUUUCUGUGUUUAAAAAUCAUAAAAUAAGGUGGCUCCCUAGGGUUUUUGCAAUAUACUGCACUAUACCAGGAACUCCUGUUUCUUCACAUGUUUACGUGACGUUAUAAAUUUACAUGACGUUUGCAUGACAUGAAGACGAAAUUUUUUGGACACAUUGAUAAUGCUCUCCUGAACAUUGCAAUUUGCUACUUUUGUGCUGAAAGUCCGUUACCAUGGCAACAACGUGCUUAGGAUAAAGCUCAACUGAAAUUUGUCUUUUUCCGGCCAUUUUAAAAAUUCCCUUAGAUAAAUAUUUUUAAAACUUUGCAUAAAAGAUAAUUCUCGUAUAAUGAAUUUUCCCCUUAAUUUUAAAACAUUCUAUCGAUACUGUACGUUUCUUAAAACAAAUCAUUAUACGAGAAUUAUCUUUUAUGCAAAGUUACUGAAGGGAAUUUUUAAAAUGGUCGGAAAGACAGAUUUUGAGCUUUAUCAUAAGCACGCUGUUGCCAUGGUAACGGACUUUCAGCACAAAAAUAGCAAAUUGCAAUGUUCAGGAGAGCAUUGUCAAUGUGUCCAAUAAAAAUUACGUCUUCAUGUCAUGUAAGGUGGGAAAACAGGCGUUUUCUGGAUACUAUAGUGCAGUAUAAUGCAAAAACCCUUGGGAGCCACCUUAAAAUAGUUUUUAUUAUUAUCAAUGAUUUUUAAACACAGAAGUCACUCGUGUGUACUUUCAGACAAGACCAGCAAAGCCGAACAUGAAAUUACCGACACUUCGAAUUCCAAUAUUCGUUCCAAUUUGGAUUUUCAAUGUUACAAAAUAUUCUUACUAUACUGCUCAUCAAAACACUCAGUUUGUUCAUAAAAUGUAUGUACUAUACAUUAGAUACAAGUACAGAAGACCCACACACAUUAUUUAAAGCACGGAUAGGCACGAAUCCCUAAACGUGCAUGCUAAAGCCUGGCGCACACGAUUUAUCUGCCGACUAAAAUCGCAUCGUGUGCGCCAGGCUUAAAGGCCCUGUUACACGGUGCAAUUUUUCAUGCAACUUGUCUCGCAAUGGCGUUGCGAGACAAGUUGCACGAGUCAUUGCACAGUUUAACAUGCCUUGCAAUGGUCAAAAUCGUUGCGAGACAAGUUGCAUGAAGCAUUGCACAGGGUAGAAGUCGGUUCUACUUUUGGAAACGAUUGCACUAAUUUUUAGCAUUGCAGCGUGUAACAUGCUUCGUGCAACUUGUCUCGCAAUAUUUAUAGCUUGGAGAGUUCCUAUUGGCUCUCCCCAGUGCACGCUUUACUACAGUAUAAUUAAAAUUUGGCGCCAAAUAACGCCUCUCCCUAGUCUCUUCGCAUGUCUCUGUCCCUUAUCGUUGCGAGUUGUAUGACAAUCAUUGCAGCGUGUAACACCUCUUGCAAUGCAUUAUCAAAAUCUUUUUUUAAACAUUGCGAGACAAGUUGCAUGAAAAAUUGCACCGUGUAACAGGGCCUUAAGUGUUUAUCGUAAUUAUCACAUAAAACUAGCUCUCUUGAACUCGACAGUCGACCCUAUCAAUGUAUUCCAUUGUGUCGAUUAAAGCAAUAGUGAAUAGGCCUCUAUUGCAUUGUUGUAAUAAGCAGGUACAGUAACUUUGUCUCACCUAUAUGUAUUAAUAUAUAAUAUGCUUGAUACUGCUUAUAGGGCCCCAGAGUUGUUUGAUGUGCAAUCUGACUGUGUAAUUGACGCUAAAAGUGAUGUUUGGUCUCUCGGUUGCACAUUAUAUGCAAUGGCAUAUGGUAUGUUGGAAAUUUAGCAUAGCAUUUUAACUUAGCCCCGAGGGUUUAAUUAGUCAGAAGACGUCUUUAGUAUCUAAGGCGACUGACAAAGUCCUCGUCUUAGGCCGUUUUCCACUUCAACCGUAUCGUAACCUAUUGUUACUAUAGCAUUUUCUUUUUGUCAAAGUCAUUAGUUCCGCUCUACUGUUCAGGAAACAAAGAGAUAUGCUGCGCUUCGGUACGACAGGGUUGAAGUGGAAAACGGCCUUUAGGCGUCUAUUCGUCUAGUAUAUAAAUUAUAAAUACGGGACGACUAUACUUGGACGACUAUAAACUUGGACGCAUGCACUUAGCAAAGAAACACUACAGAUGGUUGGCAAAUCGAAAUAUUUUGUAUUUUUGUGGUACAACUGUUCAUCUCGUAUUUAUAUUAGUUGCAGUUAACAUGUUAACUGCAACUAAUAUAAAUACGAGAUGAACAGUUGUACCACAAAAAUACACAAAACGUGUAAUUCGUCCAGAAGUCUAUUAUACCAAAACCACGGAUCCUUCCUCUCGCUCAAUAAACGUGCGACGUUUUCGCGUCAGAGCAUUAUUGAAAUAGCUAAAAAUAUAUUGACAUUUUAACAAUAGGCGUUACAAUCGCAUUUUUGAAUGUUUUGAAACGAAAACAUGACAAUGAAAUCCAAAGCAAAGGCAUUUUUUGGUACCAUGGUCGGAGUGUUCAUAUAUAAGUCUUCCUCCCUGCCACAAAGAGCGGCUCAAAGGUAGACUAGGUGUUCAUGGGCGUGCAGCUAAAGAUAAACCCCUUUGAUUGGAGUUAUUUCUAUACUUAUAUAAUGAACAAAUUAUUUCAUGGUUGGUUCGUUUGGGGAUCCUUCACAACUCGUACAUGAUCAUCUUAUAACGGUUCUUAUUUUGGAUUGCUUAUCAUCAUGGCCCUUAUAUAGUGUUGUAUAUAUAGGUAUCGCCAUUCGAGACAAAAUAAGAGACAAUAACGAUUUUAACGAAUUUCAAAAUAAUUCCACUAAUAUAAAUUCACAAACAUUGAAAACUGGUUCUUGCUUCAUUGCAAGUACGCAUUGAUAUAUGUAUGAUUAAGUGCCGGUAACUAAUAAUUAUGCAUUUUUCUUUUUAGGCAGUAGUCCUUUUAACGGCUCAGCAACGGCAGCUUUGAGCGGACAAAUUAGAAUUCCAUCAGACAGGUAUAUUCCAUCACCAGAAUCAUUACAGUUUAAUUUGUACUUUUUAGAAAAUCCAAUUCAACCAAGACUGUCCAACGGCACAGUUUAUUGAACGGAAUUUGGAUUGUACGAAUGAAGGCAUUUACUAUAAACUGUACCUACUGUAUACUGUUACGUGAACCACAUCGGGAACAAAAAUGUGCUGUAAUGAGAAUGUGUGUUAAAUUUGGAUGAUCGUUCACCAUGUGAUUGUAUGUGACAGUGCUUCACUGUGAUAUCCAAUAGUAUUUUGAAUGCUACAUUAGUUUCAGCACACGAAAACAUCGAUGUCUGAAAUAGGCCAUAUACUUGUUUUCGUUAUAUCUCUCAAUAAUUAUUAAUUGACGAUAACGGAAAAGAUGGCGUCACGCAUUGCAUGCCGGUUCAAGAUAUUCUAUGACAGUAAAGAUAUAGACGAGUGAGUGACGUUUUCACAAAAUACUCAGAUUUAUACAAACGGAAAGCAAAACUAACAAUUAAUAUCGGAGAUACAAUAACUUUGCUGUCGUCCACAUAACAACUUUUUGUGUCUAAGAAUGCUUAAAAACAACAAAAAUAAUUUAAGUUUUCAAUUAAAACAUUCAAUAAAAUUUAAUAACACACGUAUGCAUAAACAAAUUUGCUUAGUCCUUAGAGCAUGGUUAUUUUGUUAUGAGCAUGGUUAGUUAAAACUAUUGCGAAUUACACAAACAUUUCACACAAAGAAAGAACAACAGUUUUACCAUACACAGGGUUCGUAGUCUCCAAGACCAAAAAAAUUCAAAGACUUUCAAAGAUUUUUCUGCCUAUUUUGAAAGACUUUUCAAAGACCUUUGAGAGCAAUCAGCUGUCGAAAAAUUACGAGUGUAAGCACCAUUUUUGCCCGGUAAUUAGUCCCGUCAAAUCACAUCCUAAAAUGCGCCUUUUCGUCGAUAUUUGCGAAAAUCUUGCUUCAAUCAAUCUAUUUUAUUAGCUAGGAAAUUGUAUAAUCAAAUAUUCACUAAAGAAUUUAAGGACUUCUUCGCUUUUUCACACAAUUCAAAGACUUUUCAAAGACCUUAAAGACCUGCAUUCAAAUUUAAAGACUUUCAAGGAUUUCAAAGACCGCUACGAACCCUGAUACAUUCAAGUAUCUUUGGGACAGAAAAAUUUGGUUCGAAAUCGUUCAAUGAAUAGUUUUCGUUGUCGACAGCCGCGACUCUAGUUCUGGAAUUCGGGAUGUUCCCAGGUGCAUGUCCUUCGGAAUUUGUAUUACCAUUUAUUAAAUAAGAUAAAUGCAAAUUCCGAAGGAAAUCAGAAAACCCGAGUACCAGACAAUAUCCCAAAUACCAGACCUGGAAUUGUGAAUGUGGACAGCAAAAAAUUUUGAGAAGCAAAAUUAUAUUGAUUCAACGAUUUUAUACUUCGAAAGUACAGUAUUUCUAUCCAAAAAGAUAUCUAUCCAAAAGAUAGUAUUACUUGAAAUUAUGCAGUAAAACUAUUUAUUUGUUCUUUCUUUGUGCGACGUUUUUCUGAUGAUCUCGCAAGUUUUCUUGCUUUCUGUUUGUUUUUAUCAAUUAAAGAAAUUUAUGAAACUUUUGUCACUCUUCUAUCUAUACACAAUGUACUGAUUUAGAAAACAUUACUGUACGUGAACUGAAAGACGCGCUUUCGAAAUAAAGAAAUUCUUCAUGCAAAACAAAAAGUUUGAAUAAUUUGCGGUCCCAGAGGUAUCCUCAACAACGUUGUCAUUCUGAAUACAACGUUAAAGUAAGGUUUUCACGUCAUUGGAACAACGUGAAUGCUUGUCGCAACAUUAGAGGAGUUAAAUAGAAUCUGUCUCAUAUAGCAAACACCUUAUCGUUUUUCCAGAACUUAGCCGUUUGUAAGGUUAUUUUAAAAAAGCUUCAAUUUAUUACAACAAUCAAAUUCCUUAGCUCUCAAUCUUGAGUUGAAAUUGAGACCACGUCGAAAUCUGUCUCAGUAAUAUCAUAGAAUAUCGGAACCAGACGAUUUACCAACAUGCAGGGCGUGACGCCAUCUUUUUCGUUAUCGUGAAUACACCCUUCCGUAAAGUACAUACGUCACUUUGACUAUACAGCUAGCCUUGCUUUCGUGUAUGUGACAUCAGUAAAAUCCAACAUCUCAAUCAUGAAAACGAGGCUCUAUAGCCAAGGUGACGUACUUUCCGGAAGUGUGUUUUUAUGUCAGAGAGAAAUCAGAGGAACAACCAUUAAGAAACUAAUUAUAUGAAUUGCGUUUUAGUUACUACUCAAUGGAUCUGAAUAAUUUAAUUCUAAGCAUGAUAAAAGUUGAUCCAAAGGAACGACCAACAGUUCGUGGUAUUUUGCAGCGUUUAGACAACCUCGCUCCAUCAUCGACGCAAAUCACGGAUUUAAUCGACAACCAAUUUCAAACGACAAGGGCAUAAUAAUAUAGUAAUAAUAAUGGAGUAAUAAUACAAAUAUAUAAUAAUAAAAUAAGAAACUAAUAUACUGAAUAAAACACAAUGUAAUCCAUUUCCUAUCUUUCCAUUCCAAUAUAGUGCAUGUAUUACAUAAAAUACGUAUAAUUAUCAUUUCUGGCUGGAAGUAGUCGCGAUGUGACUGGUCACAAAGGAAAAAUCUCCUAUUCGUAGUUGUUGCCAAAACUAAAGACAACGGCCGGAUUGUCGGGGUAUACAAAAUCUCAUUUAUAUUUGAAUCCACCAAUUUGUUCAAUUUUAUCCAAUCGUAUUUACAGUAUGUAACUAAUAUAAUCCAAUUAUUCGCGUUAUGCGUACUGUAUAAAUAACUAAUACAAUCAAACAAUCAAGACCUGGCUUUUGAUCUUGCAAUUCAUUGCAAGAAUUCCGCGCAUUUGUUAAGAGUAAACUUACUACGGGAGGGAGGCGGUUAUUAAAACGACGAAAUAACAUCAAAUCAAUAAAGAACAGCCUGCAUAUCAUUGAGUGCGGGAAAAUAAAGACAAAGAAAAAACUCCCCUCGUGCAUGACUGCAUGAGCAAUGCGUUGAGCCUGAGGCAGUUCUUUGCUGUUGGGUUUUUGAUGAAAUAUAUCCAGCGUUAAAAAUGUCUCCAUUAAUACCUCAUACACUGCACUGAUAAAUCAAUUCUAUGCAUACAGUAUAAUUUCUACAUAAUCAUUGGUAUUUAACAACUUUCGUUGGUCGAGGAAAUCCAUCGUGUUCCGCCAGUCUUUUACUUGCAUGGCAUUUUGACACAGGAACGUUUGUUUCAUUGUUCGUUGUGUCGACUAACGCUCUAUUUUCUAUUACAGUUGACAAAUUACUGCAUCCAGAGUCAUUCACCUCGAAUUUUAACGGUUCCUUUUAAACAGAAUAGGUCUUUCAGCGCAGUUUAUGAUAUUCACACAUAGUUAUAAUAUUCGAGCCCAAUAAAUUUACGACAAAGAAAUGUAUGCAUAAUACCUGGCGUUCGGUUGUUGGAUUUCCCACAUUUGAAACUGCAUGCUUUUUGGUCCAUCGUUCAGCGGUUGUAUUAAAUUCUUCCCUUUGGUACUUGAACUGUUCAGAC
Molecule: messenger RNA, 8966 nt
Organism: Paramuricea clavata
Lineage: Eukaryota; Metazoa; Cnidaria; Anthozoa; Malacalcyonacea; Plexauridae
Source: the annotation of a GenBank genome assembly